AUGGCUGUCUCCGACAUGGUUCCCCUGAUCUUCGCCGGUGUCAACGGUCUCCUUGACACUAUCCCCGUCAACAAGAUCCUCUCCUGGGAGGCUGACCUCCUCGCCCACCUGAAGAGCUCUCACCCCGAGAUCCAGCAGACUAUCGAGAAGGAGGGCCAGGUCUCCAAGGAGACUGAGGCCAAGCUGAAGGAGACCAUUGUCGCCUUCAACAAGUCCUUCAGCGCAUAG
Messenger RNA from Penicillium cosmopolitanum, 228 nucleotides. RefSeq lists its product as uncharacterized. Gene Ontology annotation, biological process: proton motive force-driven ATP synthesis. The transcript has a single exon. NCBI's taxonomy places the organism in Eukaryota, Fungi, Ascomycota, Eurotiomycetes, Eurotiales, Aspergillaceae. The record is from RefSeq and is a predicted model, not a curated record. The coding region runs from base 1 to 228 and encodes 75 amino acids.